AACACAGUGUACGGUUUAUAUACUAAUACAUUUAAUAGAAGCUUUGUACAAAACAUGGUUAUUGUGUGUUGAAAACCCAAAUGGUCAGCUCAUCAGGGCUUCUUUAGGCCUCCGUCUGGGGGAUACGUCCCUGCAAAACCUGGCGCCCCAGAUGCUGCUUGUCCUGAAUGAGCCAACCAGUCACCUUCAGCUUGACAAGGUACACAACACUCAGCUGUUUGUGUCGUCAUCGCAGCUCUUUGACCACCGGACGGCGCUGUAGAUGAUACCUUCACAUAAUGAGGAUGCCACAUGCAACACUGACUGGAUCGCCUGAAUAAUUCAGAGGCUUGUUUCAUCGGACACCAGCAACUUUAGACUUUGACGUAUGGCUUACAGACUGACUGUAUGUGUAAUUGAUGAGACGGGGAGCACUUCAUCACUCAGUGGAAGUUGCAUUGAACACAAGUUGCCAACGCAUGUUUAAGGUCAGCAAAAGAAUGUCGGGUAGUAGUUUUUUCAGUUUUGGGGUUAAACUGCAUCUUCUCGCACUGUGAUUUAAAAUUAGGUAACUUUUUAGAAUGUUGCAAAAUGUGAAAAACUGACUGCGUUUAGAACAGCAGUCACUUAAUUUAAAGGGCAAUAAUAUAAUACAACCAUUACAAAUAAAGCUCCAUUUUUCUUACCAUUUUGAAUAUGAGAAUACUUAUCAAACAGAAUUUGAGCUGUGCAAUUAGUUUUACAGUCAAAUUAGUUUUAUCACUUGCAUUAAAGGCUCAACUGUUUAGGAAGCAGGCCAAGGCACAUCUUAGAAUAAAACCAAAAAGCUUCUUCAUAAAUGCUUUGCAAUGUUCAGAGCCUGGAGGCUUUGUGGAUUGGCAGAUUCUGCUCAGAGUGACGUCUCUCAGCAGCCCCUAGUUAUAGUUACCAGUCUCAGGUUCAACACUCAUGCACUAUUCAUUGGUGUAUCGCAUCACUCCUGCUCAACUCCAGACUGGGACAAACACAUUUCUUUUCUGUAGAACUUUACUUUGUUGCCUUAUUCGCCCCGUCGAGUAAAUGUCUAAAAUGUGUACGUAGUUUUGCUCUAAUUUCAGAGAAAACUAAGUUCAGGGGGAAGUUUCCGGUGCAGGAGCUACAGAGGAGGUCAAGAACACAUUAUUGUAUGAGCACAGAAGCUAAUUUAGAACCAUGAAGCGCAGUAAGCACCGUGGAAACAAGGAGGAGAAGAACGGAGAUGAGCCAGCGAUUUUAGAGACAGAGAACCUGGAUCGGCAGCUCAUGAAAGGCCCGGACCCUGACACUAUCUCACUGGCUUCAGUCACAGCUGUCACCACCAAUGUAUCUAAUAAGAGAUCAAAACCAGACAUCAAGAUGGAGCCCAGCUCUGGAAGACCAGUGGAUUAUCAAGUGAGUGUGACAGUGAUUGAGGCCAGACAGCUGGUGGGAUUAAAUAUGGAUCCAAUGGUCUGUGUGGAGAUUGGAGAUGAUAAAAAGUACACCUCGAUGAAGGAAUCAACCAACUGUCCAUACUACAAUGAAUAUUUUGUGUUCGACUUCCACGUCCCUCCAGACGUUAUGUUUGACAAAAUCCUAAAGUUGUCUGUAAUCCACUCCAAAAACCUCUUGCGGAGUGGAACUCUGGUUGGAACAUUUAAACUAGAUGUAGGCACAGUCUAUUCCCAUCCAGAGCACCAGUUUUACCACAAAUGGGCUUUGUUGUCCGACCCUGACGACAUCACAGCAGGAUGUAAAGGCUACAUUAAGUGCGAUGUUGCAGUUGUGGCAAAGGGAGACACUAUAAAAACUCCACACAAGGCCAACGAGUCAGAUGAGGAUGACAUUGAGGGCAAUCUCUUAAUACCAGAGGGAGUACCUGCAGAGAGACAAUGGGCCCGCUAUUACCUGAAAAUCUACAGAGCCGAGGGACUCCCAAGAAUGAACACCAGCAUUAUGGCCAACGUCAAGAAAGCGUUUAUAGGGGAAAAUAAAGACCUGGUUGAUCCUUAUGUCCUAGUACAGUUUGCUGGGCAGAAGGGGAAAACGUCAGUUCAAAAGAGCUGCUACGAACCCAUAUGGAACGAGCAGAUUGUUUUCACCGAGAUGUUUCCACCACUGUGCAAACGCAUGAAAAUCCAGAUCCGUGACUCAGAUAAGGUGAACGAUGUUGCUAUGGGAACACAUUUCUUGGACCUGAAGAAGAUUUCCAAUGAUGGCGACAAAGGAUUCCUUCCUACAUUGGGACCUGCCUGGGUUAACAUGUACGGCUCGACACGUACCUACACCCUGAUGGACGAGUACCAGGAGUUAAACGAAGGACUCGGAGAGGGGGUGUCCUUCAGGGCCCGUCUCCUCAUCAGCCUGGGUGUGGAGAUCCUGGACACGUCCUCGCCUGAGAUUACCAGCUCCACAGAGGUGCAGAUAGAGGGAAUACCCAACAUCUCAGAGGCUGCUACGGGCAAGGUUGAGGAGUUUUUUCUUUUUGGAUCUUUUCUGGAAGCAACAAUGAUUGACAGGAAGAUUGGUGAUAAGCCUAUCAACUUUGAGGUCACCAUAGGUUACUAUGGAAACGAGAUAGAUGGGGUCAUCAAGCCAAAUGCACAGGGAAAAAAAGGUAGGGGUGAUGGGGAUGAAGAGGAAACUGAGCUGAUCCAUAAUUCCAGUGAUGAGGAGAUUGAGGAUGAUGGAGACUUGACUUCAGUGGCAACUACACCUCCCAUGAAGCCAGUCGUCACUGACCGAAACUACUUCCACCUUCCAUAUUUUGAGAGGAAGCCGUGUAUCUAUAUCAAGAGUUGGUGGCAGGACCAGAGAAGGAGGCUGUACAAUGCCAACAUCAUAGACAACAUUGCUGAUAAACUGGAGGAUGGCCUGAACGAUGUGCAAGAAAUCAUUAAAACAGAGAAGACCUACCCUGAGCGCAGACUUAGGGGAGUCCUUGAGGAGCUCAACCAAGGAUGCAGCCAGUUUCUUUCUCUUGCGAACAAGGACCAGAAUCAGUCUGGUAGAACCAAACUUGACAAGGAGAGACUGAAGCUUUGCUUGGCAGAAGUGGAUUCCAUCGGACAGCAAGCUAAGGUCAUGAGGACACAGGUGAAGAAAAGCACAGUGAGAGACAAACUCAAGCUGGCUCAGAACUUCCUCACAAAGCUGCGCUUCCUGGCUGAUGAACCUCAACACAGUGUUCCCGAUGUGUUUGUAUGGAUGAUAAGUAAUGGAAAGCGCAUUGCUUAUGCACGUGUCCCCUCCAAAGACCUCCUUUACUCCAGUAUAGAUGAGGAGAGGGGAAAGGACUGUGGCAAAGUCAAGACAAUUUUUCUCAGGAUUCCUGGAAAGAAAGGUUUUGGGCCUGCUGGCUGGACCGUGCAAGCCAAGUUGGAAAUUUAUUUGUGGCUGGGCCUGAACAGGCAGCGCAAAGACUACCUGAGUGGACUCCCUAAUGGAUUUGAGGAAAACAAAUUGUCCAAAGGACCUGGCCUGCCAGCCUCACCUCCCAUCAGCCUUACCUACAUGAUGAAGCAGAUCUUUCAGCUCAGGGUCCACAUGUAUCAGGCUCGCAGCCUGUUUGCUGCUGACAGCACAGGUCUGUCUGAUCCCUUUGCAAGAGUCUUCUUCUCAACACAAAGCCAAGUCACGGAGGUGCUGGCUGAGACGCUCUGCCCCACGUGGGACCAGCUGCUGGUCUUUGAGAACGUAGAGCUGUUUGGAGAGGCCAACGAGCUGCGAGACGACCCUCCUAUCAUUGUGAUUGAAAUCUAUGAUCAAGACACAGUGGGUAAAGCUGACUUUAUGGGCAGAACCUUUGCCAAGCCUACUGUCAAGAUGGCCGACGAGCACUACGGACCCCCGCGCUUCCCUCCACAGCUGGAGUACUAUCAGAUCUACCGUGGGAACGGUGCUGCUGGAGAAAUGCUGGCAGCAUUUGAACUGCUGCAGAUUGGUCCAAAUGGGAAAGCUGACCUUCCUCCAAUAGAUGGUCCCACAGAUACAGACCGCGGCCCCAUCAUGCCCGUUCCACUGGGCAUCAGACCGGUGCUCAGCAAAUACAGGAUUGAGGUUUUGUUCUGGGGAUUGCGAGACCUGAAGAGGGUGAAUCUGGCUCAGGUGGACCGGCCUCGCGUGGAUGUCGAAUGUGCCGGGAAGGGAGUUCAGUCAGCCCUCAUCCCCAACUACAGGAAAAACCCCAACUUCAGCACCCUCGUCAAGUGGUUUGAAGUGGAUUUGCCAGAGAAUGAGUUGCUUCACCCUCCACUGAACAUCCGGGUGGUGGACUGCAGGGCUUUUGGUCGCUACACUCUGGUCGGCUCCAAUGCUGUCGCCAGCCUGCGAAAGUUUAUCUACAGGGGACAAGACAAGCAAGUCAACAACUAUAAUACAACAGAGGAGAUUAUCGUGGUUAACAUGGAACCUGAGCCCAACUUUAAGAAAAUGGACACUGUGGUGAAACUUGACUCUUGCUCUGACGCUGUGGUCAAAGUCGAGGAUGAUGAGAAGGAUGGAAAGGGGAAAAAGAAGAAGAGGAAGAAGGGUGAUGGUGAGGUUGAGGAAGAGGAACUUGACGAGAGCAUGCUGGACUGGUGGUCCAAAUAUUUUGCCUCAAUUGAAACUUUGACAGAGUCACUAAGAGCUCAAGAAGCAGCUCUGUCAGAUUCAGAGGACAAGGACGACAUGGACAUUGCAGAUGGGGAUAUCAAACCCGAUGACUCGUCUGUGAAAGGCACCAAGAGAGGAAAAGGAAAGAAAAAGAGGCCAGCGGUCGACCCCUAUGAGAAGAAGAAGCCAAAACUGGAUGAGCUGAAGGUGUUUCCAAAGGAGCUGGAGACUGAAUUUGACAACUUUGAGGACUGGCUUCACAGUUUUAAUCUGUUCAGGGGAAAGGGUGGCGAUGAUGACGACCAAAACGUGACAGAUGAAGACAGGAUUGUUGGGAAAUUCAAAGGCUCAAUGUGCAUCUACAAAGUGUCAGAUGAUCUGCCCAGAGACAUGAGCAUAGAUACCAACAUGGGAAUGUUUCAGAACAUACCUCACAACGAUCCUAUUAAUGUUCUUGUUCGCAUUUAUGUCAUCAGGGCAACAGAUCUUCAUCCAGCUGACAUUAAUGGAAAAGCUGACCCAUACAUCGCAAUCAAACUUGGAAAGACAGAGAUCAAGGACAAAGAGAAUUACAUCUCCAAACAGCUAAAUCCGUUGUUUGGCAAGUCCUUCGAUGUGGAGGCAACGUUUCCAAUGGAUUCCACUCUCACUGUAUCGAUUUUUGACUGGGACCUCGUGGGAACCGAUGAUCUGAUUGGGGAAACCAAAAUUGACCUUGAAAACCGUUUCUACAGCAAACACAGAGCCACGUGUGGAAUUGCACGCAACUAUUCUAUCCAUGGCUACAACGUUUGGAGGGACCCAAUGAAACCCACACAUGUCUUAGCUAAACUGUGCAAGGAUGGGAAGUUGGAUGGUCCUCACUACGGACCUGGAGGGAGGGUGAAGGUGGAGAACCGGGUCUUCAUGGCACCGACUGAGAUCGAGGAUGAAAAUGGUUUGAAGAAGCAGACCGAUGAACACUUGGCUCUGACCGUGUUAAAUCACUGGGAGGAAAUCCCGCGGGUCGGCUGCAAACUUGUCCCAGAACAUGUGGAAACCAGGCCACUGCUUAACCCCGACAAACCAGGAAUUGAACAGGGGAGAAUUGAGAUGUGGGUGGAUAUGUUCCCUAAGGACAUGACUGCACCUGGUCCUGCACUUGACAUUUCACCAAGGAAACCAAAGAAGUUUGAACUGAGGGUCAUCGUCUGGAACACAGAUGAGGUCGUUCUAGAAGAUGAUGACAUCUUCACGGGCGAGAAAUCAAGUGACAUAUUUGUGCGAGGUUGGUUGAAAGGGCAGCAGGAGGACAAGCAGGACACGGACGUCCACUAUCACUCCAUCACUGGGGAGGGAAACUUCAACUGGCGCUUCAUCUACCCGUUUGACUACCUCAUGGCAGAAGAGAAAAUUGUUAUCUCAAAGAAGGAGUCCAUGUUUGCCUGGGAUGAGACAGAGUACAAGAUUCCUGCUCGUCUUAACUUGCAAGUGUGGGAUGCUGACCAUUUCUCUGCAGAUGACUUCUUAGGUGCAAUUGAGCUGGACCUGAACCGUUUCCCACGUGGUGCAAAAACUGCCAAGCAGUGCACCAUAGAGAUGGUGACGAAUGAAGCAGAGAUGCCCAUGGUUUCCAUCUUCAAACAGAAGAGGAUCAAAGGCUGGUGGCCAUUUGUAGCCAGAAAUGAAGAGGAUGAGUUUGAACUCACUGGAAAAGUGGAGGCAGAGCUCCAUCUUCUUACGGGAGAGGAGGCAGAAAAAAGCCCAGCUGGUGAAGGACGCAAUGAGCCAGAGCCAUUAGAGAAACCCAACCGUCCAGACAACAGCCUUCUGUGGUUCCUCACUCCCCUCAAAGCCAUAAAGCACUUGGUCUGCAACCAGUACAAGUGGCUGUUCAUCAAGAUUGUCACUGCUCUCCUGCUGCUGGCCAUGCUGGCUCUUUUCCUCUACAGCAUGCCUGGUUACAUGGUCAAGAAAAUGCUGGGAGCUUGAGAUGUUGUUCAGACACCUCUGCAGAAGGUUCCAGCAAUUUCACUAACCAGAUGGCUUCUAACCCUCUCUCUGCACUUACUUUCUGUCCUGCUUUCACCCUGGGCUAAGUUAAUAGAAACCUUUUCAGCCUUUUGCAUCACAGCACCACUUCAGCUGUAGCUGUACUAUUAAUAUAAAAGCCUUUAUCAGUUCCGGAUGCUGUGACAUAAUUGACACUUGUUAUAUAAAAAAAAUAAGAAUAAAACCUAGACAGAAACACAUGUGAAAAUCAGUAUGAGCAAAAAGACAAUACUUUCACAGCUCUUCAGCACCAUAGCUCAGGAUUGCAGUGGAAGGCAUGUUCUAUGAAGAGGUGCUGAUGCAAGAAAGGAAAGGCCUGAGCAAUAACAAUGGGGAACACAGGUUGUGGCUUCAGCUUGAGGAAACAGUCAAGCCACGUGAAACAGAAAUUAUGCAUUGAAAUGAAACCAGCAUAGCCACACAGCUCAGUGACCGUAUCCAGGUUAAUCCAGUGAGUCUUACUUGAUCAGGAGGUGCUGAAGGUAAGAAGCAACAUCUGAAAGCAACGUAACCCAAAGGCAGAAAUGCUUUUGUAUCAUGAAGGUAUAACACGUAUACAUGUAUGUGUGCAUUUUCAAAACAACGUAGUGCUAAUACAUUGGUCAGAAAGAAAACAACCUCUCAUUGUACAAUCGUUUUAGGACAAAGUGUAAUUUUAGGCCAGUAAAUACUUCAUUAGUCCCAUUCUCUGUAUGCUGUGUGCUCUACAGGCAGUACCAAGCACAUGUAAAGUUUUGAUUGUUUCAGUUAGAAUAUGUCUCCUGGGUGGAGGAAGGCAGGUGUCAUUCACAGUAUGUGAAAAUCUGCUUUUAGAGUCAUGUUUGAAGUACAGAAUUGAUUAUUUGGUUUGCUGACUAACUUUGACUUUCUUUAAGACCCUUUGCAUUUCUGUGCUCCACCAGCCGUCCAGAUGUUGCCCUCCUCUGGUUCCUUAUCCCCUUCAAAGCUGCAAAACACCUGGUGUGCGACCAGUACAGGUGGCUGACCAUCAAGAUCGUCACAGCUCUUCUGCUGCUCGCCAUUUUGGCUCUGUUCUUAUACAACAUGCCCGGUUACAUGGUGAAGAAAAUGCUGGGAGCCUGAGUUACAAGCAGCAGAUGUUUUUUCCCUCAGAGUUUGCAUUGACUACUGAUUUGUAUUGUUUUGGAAGGUUUUUGCAAAUUAACAUUGGGCUCGUAAAAGAGCACUAUUAUAGAUAAUCUUGAGUGGAUUCAUCGCUGUGUUUAAUGUAGUCUAAAGUGUACAAAUUACAACACGUUGUUUCGAUUGGUGUGAUCGUGUUUUCUUUAUUCUCAUUAUAUUGGUGACCUUUGCUCAGUUAUGACAUCAAUUGGAAAUUUUUAAAUUAUUAUUAAUAAUUCCCAGUUGGUGACUGGUGUUACAUUUUACCAUGGUAUCCUGUUAAUGGGUUUACAGUAUGUAUGAUAGUUCAGAUUUGUGAAUAAACUGACCUCUGAUUGAUUCGUUUUCCCUGUAGUACUGUCAUCUGUGCGUGCGUAAUUGUGCUUUUCUUCCACUUCCUCUCCUUUCAAAAUAAAAUCACUCCAUGUUGUGUUGUGGCUGGGAUAUAAAUAAAUUAUAUCUCUUGUCUUGUCAGUUGGAAUAGAAAUAAUGAAGUGAAAGCACAAUAAAGUCGCUUCAUUAAACCACAGAAAACGAUCACACAAGAAAGCCUAGCCUAGCCUAGCUUAGCAUGAGAAGUGUAAUUUGUAUGCAUAAAAGUGCUGUACAGUUCAACAGAGUACUUGUUAAACAUUAUAAAAUAAAGCAUGAUAGGUGCCAAUACAAAAUAACCCAUCUGUUACCUUCAACAUGUGAACCAUUGUUUAACAUUCUUAACUGUUUAACUGUCACAAUAUAAAGAGGUCCCGCUUAAAC
Messenger RNA from Betta splendens (Siamese fighting fish), 8481 nucleotides. Its product is annotated as otoferlin-like. The transcript is spliced from 44 exons. Gene Ontology annotation, molecular function: AP-2 adaptor complex binding; calcium ion binding. The record is from RefSeq and is a predicted model, not a curated record. Gene Ontology annotation, cellular component: synaptic vesicle membrane; presynaptic active zone membrane. Gene Ontology annotation, biological process: plasma membrane organization; synaptic vesicle priming. Bases 1171 to 6543 code for a protein of 1790 amino acids. Lineage: Eukaryota; Metazoa; Chordata; Actinopteri; Anabantiformes; Osphronemidae.